GCCUCACUACAAACAAAACAUGGCGGACCGGCGAUUGGAAUAUUUUGCUGUCAGCUAUUUAUAAACCUUUCAUAACGUUUAUGUCUUCUUUUCAGGCUGUUCUCUUACCACUGGUGAAAGUGCUCACUUCUCAUUGUAAAUUUAAAUGAAAUGCAAGAGAAAACCUACUUGAAAGUCGUCCUUCUGGGAAAAGUGAACAGCGGAAAAACUUGCCUUGUCACUCGAUACAUCACUCGCUCUUUUAGCGAGGAAACACCUAGCACAAUUGGAGCAGCUUUUUGUAGAAAGGAUCUUUAUAUACAAGGCAGGAAUCUAUCAUUAGCAAUAUGGGACACUGCAGGAGCAGAAAGAUAUCAAGCUAUGAGUGCAAUGUACUACCGCAGUGCCAGAGCAGCCAUCUUAUGCUAUGACCUUACAGACGAUACCAGUUUUGACAAAGUCAAGUUCUGGGUGGAUCAACUAAAAACUGCUGAACCUGACUGCAAGAUUUAUCUUUGUGGAACUAAACUUGAUCUGAUAGAGGAGGCUGUGCAACCCAGGGCAGUGCAGACAAAAACAGCUUUGAAUUACUGUAGAGACAUUGGUGCAGAUGUGUUUGAAACAUCAAGCAAAAGAGGAUACAAUGUGGACAAAGUUUUCGAAAAGAUAGCUGAGGAUUUUAUGAAAUCCAGCCAUAUGAUAGACUCAGGACCGAAGGGAAAUGUGCAGCUUGAUGGCAAGUCAGCAACAAAAAGAUGGUGUUGCUAACAGAAGUGUAUGAAGUGAUGCCAUGGAGAACCUGUGGUAUGCAGAGUACAAGAUAUUGUGCCACAAGAAACCCAUAGAGAUUGGAACAGUCAGUUCUGUUCACAGGGCAGGUUACAUGCUCAAUACUGAGAUAACACACUGACCUGAAAAAUAAACAUAAAUAACUAAAACUUAGUUUAUAUUUAAAAUAUAUACGUCAAUUUAACACUGUAAACUUCAACUUAUAAUAUGUUCAUCCAAUGAUUUUAUUUUAAAACAGUUUCAAAAAGAAACAAAUCAUAUCGAGUUCAGUGGCAGAUCCAGACUUUGAGCU
Orbicella faveolata is the source of this 1060-nucleotide messenger RNA. Its product is annotated as ras-related protein Rab-24-like. Gene Ontology annotation, molecular function: GTPase activity; GTP binding. NCBI's taxonomy places the organism in Eukaryota, Metazoa, Cnidaria, Anthozoa, Scleractinia, Merulinidae. The record is from RefSeq and is a predicted model, not a curated record.